CGUAGUAGCACGUCUCUUGUGUAAUACCCCUUCGCAUGCCAGUAACUUCUCCAGAGCAACCAUCAACCACUAUAAGCGAAAGCAUUGCAGCAUGGACAACGAAGGCACAGAACUAGUGGAGGCUUAUGACUACCUAUUUAAGUUCAUAGUGAUAGGAGAAGCAGGGACUGGCAAAUCAUGCCUCCUGUACCAGUGUAUUCAUGAACAAUUCAAAGAAAAUUCAUCUCAUACUAUAGGGGUAGAAUUUUCCAGCAAGACUCUGAGAAUAGGGGAUAAAAAUAUAAAAUUACAGCUUUGGGAUACGGCUGGCCAAGAGAGAUUCCGAUCCGUCACUAGGUCAUAUUACCGCGGAGCAGCGGGAGCUAUCCUGGUGUAUGACAUUACUUCGCGACAGUCUUUCGUUAACCUAAGUCGUUGGCUCACCGACUGUCGAGCCCUUGCAUCCCCCCAUUUAGUAGUGGUCUUGGUUGGCAACAAGUUAGAUAAGGAGGAAGAUCGAGAAGUCGAGUAUACCGAAGGCUCAAGAUGGGCUCAAGAAAACGGCCUCCUUUUCGUGGAAGUUUCCUCUCUUACCGGUAAGAAUGUCUCAACGCCUUUUCUCCUCGCCGGCCGCACCAUCCUUUCAGCUAUAGAUGCUGGAACAUUGGAUCCCGAUUCAGCCGGUUCAGGAGUAAGCUAUGGGGAACGGCAACUGCGAGCGGUCGGAAGUCAGUCAAGACUAAGUGCUGCCUUUGGCUCUUCAGUGAAGCGAAAGCGACGAAGAGAUAGCGUAAGCAUCAGGGAUAUGGUGGGGGGCCAAAGGUGUAGCUGUUAAUAUCCGAUAGAUACCGGGGGCUUCAGUAGUUAUAUCUUUUUUGUCGCCCGUCCAUCCGCGGUCGUUCAUAUGUCGUUGUACAAAUUGUGUAUGUUUCUGCAAUUACCCCAAUUAAUGCCGAAAAGUCCUUGUAGUUUAGCAGGCUUAUGCAUAAGAAAGAGCAGCACCGG
Cryptococcus deneoformans JEC21 is the source of this 984-nucleotide messenger RNA. RefSeq lists its product as hypothetical. The transcript has 8 exons. The coding region runs from base 92 to 814 and encodes 240 amino acids. Gene Ontology annotation, cellular component: endosome. The record is from RefSeq and is a predicted model, not a curated record. NCBI's taxonomy places the organism in Eukaryota, Fungi, Basidiomycota, Tremellomycetes, Tremellales, Cryptococcaceae. Gene Ontology annotation, molecular function: GTPase activity; GTP binding. Gene Ontology annotation, biological process: regulation of endocytosis; Rab protein signal transduction.